AUGGCCGCUUCAGCCCCCAUCAAGCUCAAGGAGGCCUUCUCCAUGUUGUCUGUCGGCGUACAUCCCUCCUCCCUCACCUUUUCUUCCGCCUCCCUCUCAUCUGAUCGCCACGUCGUCAUCCACGACCACCAGCCAUCUACUGGUGCUAAAGAGCUCCUCAUCCUCGACACCGCCAACCCCACCGCUCCAAAGCGUCGCCCAUUUGCCGCUGAUGGUGCCCUCAUGCAUCCAUCAAGGUACCUCAUCGCCCUGCGAUUCGGCGUCAACGUCCAGCUCUUUGACCUCGACACUAAAAAAAAGAUCAAAGUCGCAGUCAUGCCGGACGCUAUCUCCUUCUGGCGCUGGCUGGACAAUGACAUUCUUGCCAUUGUCACAUCCCACGCCGUGUUUCACUGGUCAUUAAACGACCACGAUGGCCAAGAGGACCCCGUCCAAAUCUUUGACAGGCAUUCUUCCCUUUCUGCCUGCCAGAUCAUCGGAUACGCCGCAGACAAAUUUCAAAAAUGGCUUAGCGUUGUGGGGAUCGGCGCUGACGAAGCUACGGGCGCCAUCACGGGCCAUUUGCAACUCUUCGCUGUUGACAAGAAUCUUUCACAGAUUCUCGACGGACAUGCUGCAACUUUCGCUACGUUUGCCAUGCCGACGUACGAGGCAACCUUGUUUUUGUUUGCGUCCUGCGUCCAGAAGUCGGAAGCGGAGUCAGGCGUAGAGUCAAUACUGCGUAUCAUUGAAGUUGGCGGCCAGGGCCAGUUUGGGAAACUCUCUACAGACAUUUAUUACCCGCCAGAGUUUUCUAACGACUUUCCGAUUGCCAUCCAAGUAUCCACAAAGUAUCCCACCAUCGUUUACAUGAUCACCAAGAUGGGAUAUAUGCACUUGUACGACGUUGAGACAGGAAAGUGUAUUUACAUGAACCGCGUCAGUGACACCACCAUUUUUGCGACUACGCCGCACACGGCAUCUGGUGGACUCAUGGGUCUCAAUCGGAAAGGGCAAGUCCUAUUGAUGUCUGUCAACCCGGACAGCAUUGUGCCAUACGUUCGCUCCAAGCUUGAGGACGAAGAGCUCGCGGUAGGUCUCGCGUCAAGAAACGGUUUUCGAGGAGCGGAGAGCGGUUUUGCUGAUGGCUUCGAGGAUGCAAUGGAUGAUGAGCAGUACCGCAAGGCUGCUCAACUGGCAGCGGAGUCACCAGGCGGCUUCUUGCGAACGGCCGAAACAAUUGGUAGAUUUCGAGCCUUGCCACCAGAGCACGAAGGGGGUCCACCGUAUGUUCUCAUCUAUUUUCAGACUUGUCUUGAUCGCGGUAAGCUUAACGAGAUUGAGAGCAUUGAGCUUGCCAAGCAGUUAGCGUCCACAAAAAAAUUGCCAUUACUUGAAAAAUGGAUCAAAGAAGAAAAACUGGCGUUUACGGAGGAACUCGGUGAUGUCGUACGGCAAGCGUCGCCCACCUUUGCGAUGGCCAUAUAUAUCAAAGCGGGUAAGCACGAAAAAGUAAUGGAAUGUAUGGUUGCAACUGGACAAACUUCGAAAGUAGCUCUGUACGCAAAGAAAGUCGGAAUGAACGUGACACAUCGUGAUUUGGUAGAUAUGGCCGCGCGAUUUAACCCUGAGGCUGCCCUUGCAAUUGCCAACAACACAAGUAAUGCGUUAGUACUGUCCGAUCCCCGGAGGAAGAAGGAGUCUAUAGAAGACAUCGCGAAAAUGGUAGACAUGUUUUUGUCAAAGGGAAUGUUGAAUGAAGCCACCAGCCACGCCAUGGACACUUUAACAGAUGAAGACCCGUUGGAGGGUCCCAUUCAAACAAAGAUAUUGAAGGCUUGCUUGACGAAUAAUCCUGCUGUUGCAGAUGGCAUUUUGUCGCAAGACAUAUGGCACCAGUUUGAUUCCUUCAGCAUUGCUAUGCUUUGUGAACGUGCAGGCUUGUUCCAGCAUGCUCUGGAGCACUACUCUGAUCUUUCUGACGUGAAGCGAGUGAUUACUAACACGCAUGUGAUCAACCCGGAGUUCAUUCUCAAUUACUUUGGAACCGUGCAUCCUGAUAGUCAACUGGAGGUGUUGAAGGAAUUGCUGGUCUCGAACCCUCGGGCCAACAUACGAUUGUGUGUCAAUGUUGCCGCCCAGUACACAGACAACAUGGGUGGACCCAAAAAGGUCAUCCCUGUUUUCGAAGCAGUGCCUAAGGUGCCGGACGCUUUGUUUUAUUAUUUAGGAUCUAUUGUUGGAUUUUCUGACGUGCCUGAGGUGCACAAUCGCUUCAUUCAGAUUGCUAUUGAACUUCAGCAGUACAGUGAUGCAGAAAGAGUGACCCGUGAAUCUAACUUCUACGACCCAGAAAAGAUCAAGAACUUCUUGAAAAUCGCACGUCCAAGAGAUCCGCGAGCACUUAUCAACGUGUGCGAUAGAUUCGGGUACGUAGAUGAGCUUGUUGCGUACUUUGUCAAGAACCGACAAAUCAAGUUCAUCGAAGGUUAUGUCCAACGGGUUAACCCCCUGCAAUGCCCGGCCGUCAUAGGAGCCCUACUGGACACGGAUGGGAUGAAGGAGAAACCGUUAAAGCAAUUGAUUAUGUCAGUGAAGAACAUGGUACCGGUGACCGAACUGGUGGAGGCAGUGCAGAGCCGGGGAAAGCUGAAGCUGCUCUUAGAAUUUCUGGAGAGCCGCAUCGGAGAUGGUGCAACCGAGCCUGCCGUUCACACUGGUGUCGCCAAGGUUUACGUGGACACAAACAGAAAUGCACAACACUUUUUGGAAACGAAUCCGUACUACGAUUCACGAGAGGUGGGAAAAUACUGCUCAAGGCGCGAUCCUUUUUUGGCCUUCAUAGCAUUUCGCAGGGGGCAAUGUGAUGAGGAAGUUCUACAACUGACGAACGAUAAUUCUCUCUUCCGAGAGCAGGCCAUCUACGCAGUUGACCGCGCUGAUUCUGAGCUAUGGUCUAAAAUUUUUGCAGAUAACAAUCCGUUUCGCCGUCUUGUGGUUGAUCAAGUGAUAUCAACCGCGCUGCCGGAAAGUAAGAAACCAGAGAAAGUAUCAGCAGCCGUUCGGGCAUUUUUGGAUGCAGGGAUGCCCGAUGUCCUGAUGGAGAUGUUAGAGAAACUUGUAAUGCAGACGAGUAACACUGCUUUUGCACGCAACACAAACCUCCAAAAUUUACUCAUUCUUACCGCGAUUGGAGCUGCUCCGGAAAGAGUUAUGGAAUAUGUUCGCCGUUUAGACAAUUACGACGGACCAGACGUUGCUCCCUCUUGCAUCGGAGCCGGUCUGUUCGAGGAAGCCUACACAAUUUACUACAAAUUUCAGAAGUUCGAUGACGCGUUAGAUGUAUUGCUGGACCAUCUCAAGGACUUUGACAGAGCUCAAGAGUUUGCAAUUCGGAUGAAUAGAGUAGAUGUUUGGUUACGACUUGGUAUUGCGCAGUUAGAGAAUGCCUUCGUCGCAGAUGGCAUUAAGUCUCUCAUGCGAGCGAAGGAUGUGACUCAACACUCUCUUGUUGUUGAUGCUUCGAGGAACGAUGCAGAGACGACAGAUGACUUCAAGAUGAUUGCAAAGUUCAUGCGAGUUGCGCGGAAGAAGAUUAGGGAACCUGAACUGGCCCGCCAAGCAAUUGACACAGAGCUCGUCUAUUCACUUUGUCGCCUGCAUGCGUUGACGGAUGUAGAAGAAUUUAUCAUCACACCUGGGCACCACACCAACCUUGAGGAAGUCGGCGACAGAUGUUUCAAUAUAGAACUAUAUCAGGCUGCUAAGAUGAUGUUCAGGGCAAUUCCGCAAUAUCCGAAACUGGCUCACACGCACAUCAUGCUGAAGGAGUACAAGGAGGCAGUGUCUGCUGCGAAGAAAGCAAACAGAAUUCCCACAUGGCGCAUUGUUUGCUUCGGUUGCGUAGAUAGGAAAGAAUUUUACCUCGCCGGCCUAUGUGCCCUGCGGUUGGUGGUGGAAACAGCAGAAAUGCAAGAAGUCAUUGACUAUUAUGAGGAGAGAGGACACUUUCAAGAGAUCAUCGACGUUCUUGAAGCAGGCUUAAAUGUAUCCCGGGCACAUGCCGCAAUGUUUACAGAGCUCGCAAUAUUAAUGACGAAGUACCGCGAGCAUCGCGUGCUGACAUUCUGUCGAAUGUGGCAUGGGCGCUUGAAUAUUCCGAAAGUGUGUCGUGCUUGCGAGAGAUCACACCUUUGGGAUUCUCUUGUCUUCUUGUACGUACAAUACAGCGAAUUUGAUAACGCAGCCAACGUCAUGAUGGAUCAUUCCCCGACGGCGUUCACUGCUGGAGAGUUUUUGGAUUUGAUCUCUCGUGUGGGAGCGAUGAGCAUAAUGUACCGCUCUAUCGAUUUCUACCUGGGGGAGCAACCGGAGCUGCUUGAAGAUUUGCUGAACGUACUUGCACCGCGCGUUGACGGAUCAAGAGCUGUCUCAAUACUACAACGCGCUCGCCAGCAAGAGUUCGGGGAGCUUGGAUGUCUUCCAUUUGCCGUGAAGUAUUUAGAAAAGAUUCAGUCAGCAGACGUUCCCGAAGUGAACGAAGCUCUGAAUGCAGUAUAUAUUGCGGAAGGGAACUUCGAAAAGCUCCGCCACUCUGUGGAUGAGUUUAAGAACUUCGACCAACUAGUUUUGGCGUCGAAACUUGAGUCUCAUGAACUCAUUGAAGUGAGACGAAUUUCAUCGCACUUGUACGCUCGCAACGGAAGGCAUGAGAAGGCGAUUGAAAUGUCCAAGAAGGAUGUGCUGUACGGUGACAUGAUUUACGCGGUGGCACAGUCGGAGGAUCAGGAAUUGGCAGAAAUGUACGCUGCAUACUUUGCUGAGAAGGGCUUGCAAGAAUGCUUCACAGGUUUACUCUAUGCUUGCUACGAAUUCUUCCCUCCAGACAUUGCGAUGGAAUAUGUGUGGAUGGGCGGAUUGAAGGACUUUGCGAUGCCGUUCCUAAUUCAAACGCUUGCAGAGGCAGGAUCAAGAUUGACAGGUCUUGAGGAAGAGCGAAAAACUAAGAGGGAGAUUGAAGAAAUUAAGCGAGCAGAAGAGGAAGAGGAUUUAGAUGACCCAUCCAUUCUUCUUUACGGUUUGCAACCAGAGCAACAGCAAUUGAUGUUGACAUAUCAGCAAGCCGACGGGGGGGUUGUUGGUGGUUCCGCUCUAGCUGGGUAUGGAGGAGGAGGGAAUGUUCCACUAAUUGGAUGGGGUGGACCCGGCGCCGGGCAAGUCGACCCCAUGGCUGCCUACACGACGUACGGCAUUGGGAACCCGAUGCAGAACAACACUAACAUGAUGAUCGCGCAACAGGCUUACAUGACAGCUACAGCUAACUACCAGACGAUGCAAGCGCAGCGAUACUAAGCGAGCGCUGAACUUGCGUAGCAUGCUGUGUAAAAGAGAUGCUAAUUAUAAGUAAAA
Molecule: messenger RNA, 5388 nt
Organism: Chondrus crispus (carragheen)
Lineage: Eukaryota; Rhodophyta; Florideophyceae; Gigartinales; Gigartinaceae
Product: Clathrin heavy chain
Exons: 2
Coding region: 1-5331 (1776 amino acids)
Biological process (GO): intracellular protein transport; receptor-mediated endocytosis
Cellular component (GO): clathrin complex; clathrin coat of trans-Golgi network vesicle; clathrin coat of coated pit
Molecular function (GO): clathrin light chain binding; structural molecule activity
Source: RefSeq, a predicted model, not a curated record